Cygnus atratus (black swan) is the source of this 1260-nucleotide messenger RNA. RefSeq names its product Ras homolog, mTORC1 binding (gene RHEB). Bases 280 to 834 code for a protein of 184 amino acids. Gene Ontology annotation, molecular function: GTPase activity; GDP binding; GTP binding. The record is from RefSeq and is a predicted model, not a curated record. Gene Ontology annotation, biological process: small GTPase-mediated signal transduction. The transcript has 8 exons. NCBI's taxonomy places the organism in Eukaryota, Metazoa, Chordata, Aves, Anseriformes, Anatidae. Gene Ontology annotation, cellular component: plasma membrane.
ACGCGCUGACGCGCGAGGCCGGGCGGGGCGGGCGGUCACGUGGGGCGGCCGCCGCCGUUGCCGCCGUUGCCGGUGCCGCGCGCGCUUCCCCCCCCCCCCCCCCGCCGGCUCCCCCUCCCGUUGCGUUCUCCCCCCCCCUCAGCGCCAGCCCCCCCCCCCCCACACAGCCUCCCCCUCACAGCCUCCCGCCCUUCCUCCUCCUCCUCCUCCUCCUCGCCGCCUGCCUCCGCCGCCGCAGCCGCCGCCCUUGAUGUGGUGCGGGGCCGGCCGGGGGACAAGAUGCCGCCGUCCAAGUCCCGCAAGAUCGCGAUCCUGGGCUACCGGAGCGUGGGAAAAUCUUCACUGACGAUUCAGUUUGUGGAAGGGCAGUUCGUUGAUUCAUAUGAUCCAACCAUAGAGAACACUUUUACAAAAUUGAUCACAGUAAAUGGCCAAGAAUAUCAUCUUCAGCUGGUUGACACUGCUGGCCAAGAUGAAUACUCCAUAUUUCCUCAGACGUACUCCAUAGACAUCAAUGGCUACAUUCUUGUUUAUUCAGUCACGUCAAUAAAAAGUUUUGAAGUGAUAAAAGUUAUCCAUGGCAAGUUAUUGGAUAUGGUGGGAAAAGUCCAAAUACCCAUUAUGCUGGUUGGAAAUAAAAAAGACCUGCAUAUGGAACGGGUGAUCAGCUAUGAAGAAGGGAAAGCUUUAGCAGAAUCCUGGAAUGCAGCUUUCUUGGAAUCUUCUGCUAAAGAAAAUCAGACUGCCGUUGAUGUUUUUAAGAGGAUAAUUUUGGAGGCAGAAAAAAUUGAUGGGGCAGCUUCACAAGGGAAGUCUUCAUGCUCAGUAAUGUAAUUCCACUGCAAAAUCUGAAAACACUGGGAAUACAUUCUACCUGAAGAAGCAAAACUGCCCGUUAUCUUUAAGGAUAAACUAUGCUUCUUUUUUUUUAAUUUUAUUUUUAUUUUUUUCUUCUGUUAACCUGAAAGAUAAACAGUUGGUUUGGAGCCUUUCCCUUCAGAUUAUGUUAAACUCUGACUCCUGUGCAAAUGGCUUCACUUCCAUUUUCAAAUUUUAAGCAAUCAUAUUUUCAAUUUAUAUAUUGUAUUUCUUAAUAUUAUGACCAAGAAUUUUACUGGCAUUAAUUUUUCAGUGUAGUUUGUUGGUUAGAAUAAUCAUCAAAAAUGAUGCAUAUUGUUACACUACUAUUAACUAGGCUUGGAUAUCAGUGUUUCUUUGUGUUAAAUGUAUACUUGUAAAUAAAAUAGCUGCAAACCUUAA